GGGGGUCCUUUAGGGCAAGCGCCCGGGAAACCAGAUGAGCUCCAGACGUCUACACCGACUGGGCUAAGGCCCGUGUGAGAGAUGAAACAGAGAGUCCUCAGCUGCAGCCGUUUCGCCCAGACGAUCCCUGAACCCAUUCCCGGAGCUCUACCUAGCCGUAGGAUCUCUACCCUAGGGUCCUGGGUGCCCUAGUCCCGCCCAAGACAUGCGCGGUACGUUCCGCCACACUCAUCAUGGCGGCAGCUACCGAACGUAACUUCCGCCCGCAGCCGGAAGUACGGGUCGUGGGAGCAUGGCAGCGUCGAAGGUGAAACAGGACAUGCCCCCGCCGGGGGGCUAUGGCCCCAUCGACUACAAGCGGAAUCUUCCACGUCGGGGACUGUCGGGCUACAGCAUGUUUGCUGUGGGCAUCGGGACCUUGCUGUUUGGGUACUGGAGCAUGAUGAAGUGGAACCGAGAGCGCAGGCGCCUGCAGAUUGAGGACUUCGAGGCCCGCAUUGCGUUGAUGCCACUGUUGCAGGCAGAGAAGGACCGGAGGGUUCUGCAGAUGCUUCGGGAGAACCUGGAGGAGGAGGCCAUCAUCAUGAAGGACGUGCCUGACUGGAAGGUCGGUGAGUCUGUGUUCCACACAACACGCUGGGUGAGCCCCAUAAUGGGUGAGCUCUAUGGGCUGCGCACGAACGACGAGAUUCUCAACUCCACCUAUGGCUUCAUUUGGUACACGUAGGGGCCGGCGCCCCUCCGACUACUGGACCCGAGCCCUCCCCGCUGGAAGGAAUAAAUGCUCUAGAGACCUG
This is a messenger RNA of Suricata suricatta (meerkat), 797 nucleotides long. RefSeq names its product NADH:ubiquinone oxidoreductase subunit A13 (gene NDUFA13). Bases 293 to 727 code for a protein of 144 amino acids. The transcript has 5 exons. Lineage: Eukaryota; Metazoa; Chordata; Mammalia; Carnivora; Herpestidae. The record is from RefSeq and is a predicted model, not a curated record.